AUAAAAAAUAAUAAUAUAUAUUACUUUUUCUAUGUUAGCAACACAACACCAGUUUGUUCUCCAGUCGCCACUGUUUACUUCUGAAGUUUUCAAAUUAUUGAACUUCUAUUGUUUUCUUAAUUUUUUUUUUUUGAUAUUGGAAAAUGUAUAACUAUCAUGCACUAUGCUUAAUUAUUGUUAGUUAGAAUCUAUUAGGUACCUAAUAAAAUAAUGUACUUAUAUAAUUUAUUACUAUUUCAUUAGUACAGAAGAAUAACAAAAAUUUUAUUUAUGAACCAUGAAUAUUUAAUUAAUAACCAAAAAAGUAAACACAUUCAUUCUUCAGAAUAAUUUUGUAUUCUUUUGAUAUUAGUUUUUGUAUUUUAUAUAUGAUUACUGAAGUAGUUAAAACAUUAAAUGAAAUAAUAUCCAACAGAGUAUGGAGUUUACUAGACCAGUUAUAAAUUCAUAUGAAUCGCCAGAUAUGAUAAGUAAGUAAAUUAUAUUGAAAUAUUUUUACAUUAUACAAUUUUAUUAUGCUAAUUCAAUCUUUAUAUACCUGUGUAACACCCGUCCAUAGCUUUUCCACCAAGACCACCAGCUUAUGAUUGCUGAGGCUAUAUGCCUAAUUUAUUUACUAUCCUAUUGAAUCAUUUAAUAUUAUUUGAUACUUUAUCUAUCAUUAUAUUAUUUAAACUGUUGUGUAAAGAAUUAUCAUAAAUUAUGAUAAUAUUAAAUUUAUUUGUUUAAAAAUAUUAGAAUAAAACAAUAUAUAAUUGCCAAUUAUAUGAUAUUUAGUGUAUGGAAACUAUGUAGAUGAAGAAUAUCCAGAAGUAAUUGAUACUAGUCUGUAUUCAGACCAAUUAAAUGGACAAAUAAUAAGAUCUGAAUAUGAAGAAACUCAAACAAUAUUGACGGAUAACUGUAGUCAAUAUGGAAUUACAGCUACAUGUUUUGACACUUAUGAAAAUUUGCUUUGGGUUGGAAAUGAACUGGUUAGUGCUUGUAAUCAAAUUGUUUUCCUUAAUUCCUUUACUUCAAAAAUUAAAUUAUUCAUAAUAUAUCUUAUCUAGGGCUAUGUUACUUCAUAUUAUAGUGCAGAAAUGCAGAAGUAUACAAUGUUUAGGGUUCAUUCUAAUGAAGAGGUUCGUUCUCUAUUGACUACAGAAUCUACUUUGUUAAUUCUUACACCUACUACACUUCGAUGCCAGAUGCGUAGAGGUUUACCAAUUUUUACUCAUGGGUAAUUAAAGUAAUAAAUACAAUUUAAGGCUUAUUUUAUAUUAUUAAAAAUAAAUAUUUACAUACGAUCGUAUUUAAGAUUAAUUUAAAAUUUAAAUUAAACCAUAAUAGCAUAUUAUUGUUCGAGGAGGUUUAAUUAUUGCUGUGUCUCUGUCAUCAGGCGCUCAAGUAGAUAACGGGGGAAUCUAGUGCCCGGUCACAUUUUAGAGCACCAGACACCCUCAACCUAAUUUCCCUGUAAAUGGGUAUAUAUUAUAUUAUUAUUGUGGUUGUUUUUGUGUUUUGUUCUCACUGUGAUUGCUUAUAAAAACCAAUAUUAUAUAAAUAAUUAAUGUUAAAAAUAUAAAUAAAUUAUGAGUUCAAUUGGUUAAAUUAACUAGUUGGUAUUUAAACAGUUUAAGUAGGCUUAUACGAGCAUUCAAUGAUGGAGAUACAGCCUUUAAUUAUUUUACAUUUUCAAGUACAUUUUUAUUUUUUAUUAUGAUGUUAAAAAAUUUUAAGGUAUAAAAUAAGGCUAAAUAAUACUAUAAUAUAAUGAAUAUAGAAUUUAUAAUUCUAACUUUUUUUAUGUAAUAUAUGUAAUUUAAACUGUAUUGAAUAUUGAGAAUUUUGAAUACAUUUUUUUUUUACAAUUAUAAUCAGAUGGUGCUAUCUAAAAGCUCUGUUAAACAAAAUGCGUUAUUAACACCGCGGUAUUAUUGUUGCGUUUUUGACACCACCACUAAUGUUACAUACAUUAUACAAAAAUCAAAGUGUUUUGACAUAAUAGGCUUGUAGUAGUUGAUAUAGCAAUAUUGUUCAUACAUUUACAAAGAAAAGUUUAUAUUAUAAAUAUGUUCAGUAAUUCAAAUAAAGAAGAAUUUUUACUUUUUUAUGCAAUAACCGAAAGUCAGCAAAAGAGGAAGUGAAUUUGGGCUCAUAAAAUAAAUUAAAAAAAAGAGAUUUAUGGUGAACACUACUGUUUAUGUUGUGAACUGGAGUCACAUGAAGACCGAUUUUAUUUAUCUUCUGGAUGACCUAGGAUAGUUUUUAAGAACUGUACAAAUUGCCAAAAGUAAUGCACUAUAGUCUAUGAUUUUAUAAUUUUGUAUAACAUCGUAUUCUAGUGCCGCGUCAAUUAUGCUGAUGAGUUAUGUUUGACAGCCGAUAUAAUUUGUUGUUUAAUAUAACACGACAUUAUAGUAUAUCGCUUUCACACUCGUGAAUAAUGUAUUCUGUUUGACAAGGCCUUAACACAUUGAUUUUUUAAUUAAAGAUUUUAAGACUCAAAACUAUACAUCUUUAAAUAGAAAAUCAUUAUUUAAAUUAAUUCUUUAUCCAAAAUAUUUGGGAAACUAUCUAUUAAUAAUUUAGUUUCACCAUAGUUAUUGAAAGUAGAUUUGUGAACAAAUAUUAAUUGGUCAAAUUUCAACCAAAUAUAGAGACUAAUAUUAUAUUGGCUGUGACAAAAAUAUCUGAGAUCUGAAAUGAUUUGUUUUGUUUGGUUUUUUUUUAUUUAAUAAAUACUACUCUGACCCAUCAAAAGAAGGAACUUAUGUCUCAACCAAAAUUUGUCUGAGUUCGCACAGCCCCACCCCUGAAUAUGUUAUGUGUAGCACUGUAUAAUAGUACACACACGGUAGCAUGCUGCUGCCAAAAAUGUUUGAAUAGGGGAAAUAGUUCCCUGAAACGUUCAAUGUCAGUUGCAUUCCUAAAUUAAGUUCCUUCUCUCGUGGAUCGGAUUAUAGACCUUUGAACCAUGACUCUUCUAUUUUGUGUAUUUUUUAAAAUUAAUAAUAAAAAUAACUGAUACUGGGGACAGCUAUGUUACUGUUGUAGAUGGGAAGUUAGGGAGAUAGGAUAAAUAAAGUUAUUUAAUUUAGGUCCUAUAAUAUAUAUUUUUUUCAUUAAAAAUUCCAUACAUUUUAUUUAACAUUGUUCUUAAGUUGCUAAUUGUGUUUUAUGGAUAACAGUAGUUAUGAUUCAAUAUUUCUAAGGCAUUAUUGAUAGUAAUAAUUUGUAAUAACUAGUAAAAAAUAAUUUAUAUUUUAAUGUUUGCGUCUUUUCAGUUCCGAAUACUUAAAUGAAAUGCAAUGUAUUACUCAACUGGGACGUUCUCAAGAUACUAUAUUAAUGGGUGGUCAUCAAGAUAAGCUGAUUGAGUUUAAUUUGAAUUUAUGUAAAGAAACGAAUAUCAUAGAUGCUGGAGAAAAUGGUUGUGCUAUAUUGCGUCAGAAUGCUAAUAGAACUGUAUGUUGUGGAGAUCCUACUGGAGUAAUCAAACUUCGAGAUCCUAGAAAUAUUUCAAAAAUUAUUUAUACUGUUGAUGCACAUACAGGAAGUUUAUCAGAUUUUGAUGUUCAUGAUAAUUUGUUAGUUAGCUGUGGGUUUUCAAAUACGUAAGAGGAAUUCAUCAUUUGUAUUAUUUUUAUAUUAUAUACUUAUAAUAAUUUAUAUAUUUUUAGGCACGGAUCUAUGGUUUUAGAUCAAUUUUUAGUUGUACAUGAUUUAAGAAUGAUGAGGUCAGUUUCAUCUAUUUCAAUGAUUAUAGAACCAUUUUUAUUAAGAUUCAUGACAUCAUAUUCAUCACGCAUUGCUGUUGUAUCUAAUAUUGGACAAUGCCAACUUGUGGACACUGUUGCAUUAUCAGAACAAGAUAUGAAUCUCUACCAAGUGUGAUCAAAUUAUGUUAUUAUUUAUGUUGUAAUUAUAUAGUAAUAACUAAUAAUUUCUUAAUUUAAAAUAAGAUGAGUGUUGCUGAAGAAGGAGCAAUGGCUCUUUCUAUGGAUGUAUCUCCUUCAAGUCAAGCAAUUAUAAUUGGUGAUAAUGUGAGCACAUUACAUUUAUUUACUACGGCGUCUACUAGGUUUAAUACUUUAGCAAGGGAUACAAUAUUUGCCCAACAAAUGGAACCAUUACCAUGUGGACCAAUUAGUGUGACAGAUGAAUUAGCUGAUUAUUCCAAUAUUCCAUUGCCACCUUGUGAUGGACAUUUAGCAUCAGAAUUACCAGAUGGAUUUAUUUCAAAUAUUUAUAGGUAAACAAUAAAGUUUAAAUAUAUUUUGUUAAAAUAAAAAUAUAUUAUUAAUAAUAAAUAUGAUUAAUGUCACGAAUAUUUAAUUAAAUAUGAAUUAACUGUUUCCAGUAUUUCUAGUACUAGAUUUGAUGUUACCAGGGUAUUAAAGUUUUGUGUCAUUUUUUUAUCUUCCUUAAUUAUCGCAGUAAUAUAAUAAUUAAAAAAGUAAUAUUAUAAUAUAUAAUAUAUAAAAAUUGUUUUUAAAAUCAAUGUCUUUUUGGGGAAUGUUAUUAAAUAAUAUUUUUAAAUCAUUUGAUCAGUUGAAUUUAUUAUUUCUACAAUUAAAAUAUUAAUUUUAGUUUCUGUAAUCUAUUAUAUUGUAUAUAAAUAUUGUAAAUUAAUAUUUUUGUUUGUAUUAUUUUACGAAUAAAAAUAAAUAUAAUUUUAAUUGUGGAUAGGAAAACACCAGCAAUAGAUUUAGAUAUAUUAUCUACAAUGCAAAUGAAAGGAACUGUUGGAUAUGCUCCUAAUCAGAAUAACCGAAAACGAAACCAAGUAAGUUUUCCUUCAAUAUUAUUAUUAAAGGGGAAGCUAACAUUAGCCAAUGUUUAUAUAUUACAAUCAAAAUUUUCAAAUGAUUUGUUAUUUUUAUUAUUGAGUUUUGACUCAUUGAAGUAUUUUUUUGUUUUUUUUUUUUUAUGUAUUUUGCAUUUUAAUAUAUAAUUUAAAAUAAUAAUAUAACGUUUUUAGGUAUCUACUAACCUAGCAUUAAAUGAUAAAUUAAAUACAUUUUUAUACAGUUUGAAUAUUUAAAUUGUAAUAUAUUUUUAUCUAAAUAAAUAUUAAAAAUUACAUUUUUGUUUUUAAAUUUUAGGUAGCAUAUUUUAAUACUGUACCUGAAUCACAAAAUAAUAACAAUAUUAAUCAAUCAAAUGAUGAUGAACGUGAAUCUCCCACAUUUGUAGCAAUACCUAGAAGAUAUAGAAAGAUUGAUUUAAAAUUUAAAAGUGAAGAUUUUGAUUAUGAACAAUAUAAUAAAACUGGAUUUUGUGGUUUAGAAUCAAAUGUUCCAAACUCAUACUGUAACCCUAUGCUUCAGGUAAUAUUAAUAAUAUUAAACUUUGUACACAUUUUUUGGUUUUUUAAACUAUUAGCUGUUCCAUCAAGCUUUGCCGAUAUACAGCGUUAAAUGAAAAAAAUAAAAUUGUGUUUUCCAAUAUCAUCCUUGUUCCCAUUACAGUUACCUAGAAUUUGUUCAGUAGGUAAUUCAUUUUUUUUUUAUUAAAAAAGAUAUUGUUCAUUUAUUUCUGUAUAGACAUUUUCAGCCCUUACGUGAGGUGGAUUCGACUGUGCAUAUUGUUCAGACAUACAUACAGGCUAAUACUUAUUUGUAUUAAUAUAGUUAAAGAGUAAAUCUGGACCGAUUGGUUGAGUGUAACAAAUUAAAAUUAACAAAUUAUACAAUUUUAGUAUGCACUUAAGUUAGGUUGUAAUGUAUUUUGUUGAAUGAUAAUACUAUAUUAUAUGUUAUUUGUUUAUUUAUUUGACAAUAUGCUUCAAGAUAUUACUUAAACUUGUUUCUUUUUAUCUUAUGGGUAAAAUUAUUAAAUGCGAUCCUUAUAUGCAUUUUAUACUAUGUACAUGUACCUCGUAAAUUAUUUGAUAUUUGUUAACUAUUCAUACUAUUUUUAUGCAGUAAAACUGAUUAAAAAUGUAGUAAUUGGCUUUUGUAUAAAAAUAGAGAUAUAUAAUAGUCAAUCUCAGAGAAAAUGUUAACAUUAACUUCCACUUUUAAGGGUAUCUAGAUGACUUGUAUUGUCUAUUCAUUUCUAAUAGAUCCCACUUGCUUGUCAGCUUAAUUUUAUCCACAAAAACUCAUAAAUCAACUUGGAAGUAACAAUAAAUCCAACUCUAUUUAUUUUAAAUCAAAAUUAGAAGAAAAAAAAACAACAAAUUUACAGACAGAAAUGUAAGCAGUUAUAACUGAAAAAUAACCUAAUCAAAAUAAUAUUGCUAUUACAUAUUAUUAUUACUAUUAUCAUUGUCAUAUUAACUUGUGUAAAUUAACCUAUGCCUUUUUUUUAUUAAACAUAUUUUGUUUUAAUUUUAUUUAUUGAUUAGGUUUUAUAUUUUUUGGAGCCAUUGCGAAAAGUGUUAAUGGCACAUAUAUGCCAGGAAGAAUUUUGUUUAAGUUGUGAAUUAUCAUUUUUAUUCUAUAUGAUGAAUAAAUAUAAAGGAACACCAUGCCAUUCUGGGAAUUUUUUAAGAGCUCUUCGUAAUGCUCAUGAUGCUACUGCUCUAGGGCUUAUACUACCUGAACAUAAUAAUUCUGAAAUGAAAAAUAAAAUAAAUAUCAGUAUUUUAAUUCAAGUAAGAUUUGAUAAAUUAUAAUAACAAAUAUAAUAUAUAUAUUAUACAGAGUGAUUUUUUUUUCAUAAACCAGCAAUUAUCUCGAAGUUUUUUAAAUUAAUUUGAUUUCUGUUUUUUCUAAUCAUUAUGGAAUAGUUUAAGUUUUAUUUUAAAACGAUUUUUCAUUUUUUACCCCUACUCCAUAUAUCUUAAAUAAGUACAUAUUUUUGAUUUUCAAAUUAGAACCCCCCCCCUUUUAAAUACAGAUUUGAAUAGAAAUUCUAGAAAUUUUAAUGUUCAUAACACUAAUAUCAGAUUUAUCAUUUAUAAGUUAUAACAUUUUAAAGUUUAGACCGGAGAAGUAAGGAAGGGUUAUAAAUAGACAAUAUAUUACUUCCAAUUUAUACUACUGUAAUUGUAAGUCUAAAAAAUUUUUUUUUUCUUGGUUUGUGUGGUUUUUUUCCCUCACCUUAUAUUCAGAUAUUACAAUAUUGUACAAUAUAUAUUACAAAAAUAUUACAGGACAUUUACCGACAGCAAUCAGUAAAAUCUAGGAUUCAUAGGUAUUCUUAUUUCUACCGAAACAUAUUUAUAUUUUUAAAAUAUGUAGCUAAUGCCAUAUCAUAAAUAAUAAAAUAUUUAUUAUUUAAUUAUUUAAUAAUUGUAUGUUAUUAAUUUAUACUACUGUUGUUUAUUUCAUAAAGAUUUUAAAUUAAAGUAUUUAAUUUUAAAUUUUUGGUAUCACAUACACAAUUAUAUUAAUAUAUUAAUUAACCUUUUUUUUGUAUUUGUUACUAGAAUUGGAAUCGAUUUAUUUUGCAUCAAAUUCAUUUGGAGCUCCUCAAAUCAAAAAGAGGAUCAAUUGAUGAACAAGGAAAAUUUGUUUUCAAAGAUACAGAUUUCCCAAGUAUUGGAGGUCAACAAGUUCGAAAAAAGGUAAAAAAUAAAGAAGAAGACUAUAAUGAAACAGAAAUAACUAGAUUAUUUGGCUGUAAACAACUUCAUGUCAAUAAGUGUUUAAAGUGUAAUCACGAAUUCAGCAAACAAUCCAAUUUAAUGGUGUGCAAUUUGAUUUAUCCAGAAUCUAAUGACGGUAAAAAUUUUAAAACAAUUCAAUUAAAUAUUUAUUAUAUUUUAAAAUAUUUUCAUUAUUUUUUACUAGAAAAACCCAUGUCAUUUUGUGAUUUACUUCAGCACAGCAUUUGUCCGAAACAAACUACUACAACUUGGUGUGAACGUUGUGAAAGUUUCCAGCAGACAAUACAAACUAGAACAUUAAAAUCAUUACCUGCUAUAUUAACUGUGAAUUGUGCUAUUGAAACUAAACAAGUAAGUUUUGAAUGCACCUAUAUUGAUGAUUUUUUUUUUAAAUGUAUAUAAAACAAAUUUAAUAAUUUAUUAAGUUUUACUGAUUAUAAUAUUAUCGUUUUAACUAAUUGGUUACCAUAUAAACAGUUGAAUUUCAAAUGAUUAAAAGUCAGGAUCUUGAAUAUCAAAACCUUGAACAUCAAAAAUUGUUGAGUGCAUAAUAUAGUCAAAAACAUGACGAGUGUCUCUUGGGAAAAUUUGAAAAUUAAUCUGUAUUCAACAAUAAAUCAAUUGCUAAUGAAAAAUGAUUCUUAACAAAGAUUGGUUAAAUAUGUUUUGAUAGAUGAUUUUUAAGAUUUUAUUCAAAAUUUGGACCUAAAACUUGUAUAAAAAAAAAAAUGUGUAUAUGGAAAGUUGGAAACCUAAGAAAUAUACAUGUUAGUUUAAAUUAUAAAUGUAACAAUAAAUUAUUGCAACAAAAUACGGUUCUGAGUGGAGCUCAGUUAAACAUUUUUUAAUAAAAAUGAGUAUGAUCAUUUAUCACAUUGAGUAGGUUGUUGCAUCUUUUAGUACCUAGUAUUAGAAAUAAUUUAUACAUUUACUUCAGUUAUAAUUUUAACUAAUGAGUAAUUAAUAAAAAAAAAAUUUUAAAUUUUCAAAGUUUUGUUGUCAACAUUGCUAUACACUGUAUUAAGAAGAGCUACGUAGCUAACUUUUGAGUAAUAUUCUAUAUUAUUUUUAUUUAUAUUAAGUAAUUAAAUUUCAUUUAUAAUUCCUACUAAUUAUUUAAUGUUAUUAAUUAUUGUAUGUUGCAUAUGAUAGAAUAAAGAUUUUUGGCAACAACAAAUGGACAUUUUAGUAAAACAAGCUGUCACUAAAUCUGGAGAUCAAAAGACAGCACCUACAACUCCCACUUCAUUUAAUAAACCGUGUCGAUAUGGAAACAAUUGUACCAGACAUACUUGUCGAUUUAUGCAUCCAGGGCAAACACUUGCUGGUACACAAUCAAACCUUUAAUUAACAAGUCAUUUUUAUAAAAUCCAAAAUAAUUUUUACUUAAGUUCCAGAAACACAUAAUUCAAUGUCUUUAUCACAAUUAUAUUACACACAUUCAUGGUUACCAUUGUGUAUUAGAGCAGAUUUACAGCCUGAUGGAGAAUUAACCUUAAUUAAAUGUGAUGAUGAAGAAGUAGGUUGUAAAUCUGAUCAUAUUUAUGAUUUACAUGCUGUUGUAUGUUACAUACAUGAAGAUCGUAAGAAUCUUGUAUCUAUUGUGAAUGUUGGGCAAAGUUAUCAUGAACAUAAUACAUCAGCUAGUAAUCCUUCACCUCAAUGGUACAUAUUCAAUGAUGUUAGUGUAUCCCCAGUCAUAGGACAAGAAGCAGUUUGGUUUAGUCUGGAUUGGAAAAUUCCAUGUAUAUUAUAUUGGGUGUCAAGAAAUAAUCAAGUUGCCUUGGAAAUUAAAAAUGAAGCGGACUCAGUAAUUACGUCCAAGGUUUUUACAGAAAGUGUUUAUUUAAAUUCUCCAUCAAAUAGCAAUGAUAUUAUCUUAGCCGAGGAAAUUCCUAAAUCGGGUAAAUUAAUAAUAAUGUUAACAUUUGAUGUAUUUAAAUUUUAGUAUAAAUACAUUUAUUUUUAGGUGAAUUAGUGGCUAUUGAUGCAGAAUUUGUUACUCUCAAUCAGGAAGAAUCGGAAUUAAGAAGUGAUGGCCGGCUAGCCACAAUAAAACCAGUACAAAUGGCUGUAGCAAGGAUAUCAUGUAUUCGGGGGUAAAUUAAUUCAAAUUUGUACAAUAAUGGAAUUUAUGAAAUGAUAAUUAAAUUUCAAUAUUUCUAUUUCAAUAGUGAAGGUCCACACGAAGGCAAACCUUUUAUAGAUGAUUAUAUUUCAACUCAAGAGCAAGUUGUUGAUUACCUUACAAAAUUUUCUGGUAUCAACCCUGGGGAUUUAGAUAUUAGUAAAAGUUCUAAAAAUCUUACCACUCUCAAGUCUACCUAUAUGAAAUUACGUUACUUGGUUGACAAUGGAAUAAUAUUUAUUGGCCAUGGUUUAUACAAUGAUUUUAGGUUAGUUUCUUAUUUGUUAUAAUAUACUGAAUGUCCCACGGAGAUGUAAUAACUCUUAUUCUGUUUAAUAUUUUUUAAUUUUUUUUUUUUUUUAUUAAUUACUAUAGUUUGUGCUAUAAUUUUUACAUAUUAUAUAUAUAUUAUUCUAAAACUAAAAAAAAAAAAUAUAUUUUUUUUAUUUUACAUAAUCCAAGAUAGCCAUUUUACAAAUUUAUUUUAAGUUAACAAAAAUUAUUUUUUUAUGGUAAAAAUAGAUGAAUCGAUUGAAUCAUUCAGGAGUGACAAUGAAAUCAAUUUUAAUAUCAUAAACUUGAAAAAAUUAUAAAAAAUUAACUUGUCAUUAUCAAAGAUUUGUAAUUUACAUAGCUAAGAUAAUAACUAAGACAAGAUUGAAUGUAUAUUUAUUAAUAAACAAAAAUUAGAAUUGUGAUUAAUCCUACUAUUAAAGUUUUAAUUCAGACAAUACACUUAAAUUUUUAAACUUACAGCUUAGUUAUAAGAAAUGUAUAACAUUUGUCAGUUAAUGAAAAUAUCUCUAGCUCUUAAAUCACUUCCAUAAAUUGGCUAUUGCACUUACAAACACUCUUUACGAUAUAAAUUAUAAACUACUAUAUAUAUUAUAUUAAUAUUAUAUUAAUAUUUAUAGAAUGAUCAACUUAAUGGUGCCACCUAAACAAGUAAUAGAUACUGUAACCUUAUUCCGACUUCCACAUCAAAGAAAUGUGUCAUUACGGUUUUUAGCUUGGCACUUUUUGGGAAAUAAAAUCCAAUCUCAAACACAUGACUCUGUGGAAGAUGCUCACGCUGCCUUACAGUUAUAUCAAUGUUAUAAAAAACUUGAAUCAGAAGGAAAUUUGCAACUAAAACUAGAAGAACUUUACAAAUGUGGAAAAGAAAUGAAUUGGAUGGUGCCUAGUGAAUAGAACAAAUUUGUGAUACUUAAUAAACUAAAUAUAUAUUUUACAUUUUUUAACUAAUAUAUUUUGUAUAGUAGUAGUAAUAUAAAUAUUCAAAAACUUCAAUAGUUUACUUGAAUCGUUUAUUAAAUAAGGCAUAAGAAUAUUAUAACUAGUAUUCUAACGUUAUUUUGUUAAAAAAUAAGUUUCUAAUUAAUAUUAAAAAUUUCUUUUUGAAAACACGCAUUUUGAAUAAAUUGAUCCUUUUAUGUUAAUUGGUUUUUUUUUAGAUUAUCUACUUAUAAUUUUGCAUAAUUAAACUGUAC
Molecule: messenger RNA, 11161 nt
Organism: Cinara cedri
Lineage: Eukaryota; Metazoa; Arthropoda; Insecta; Hemiptera; Aphididae
Source: the annotation of a GenBank genome assembly